UAUAUGCCCCAAGUCCCAGAACGAAAUUUACGAUGUUGUUUUGGGAACCGACAUGACUGCAUCUGUCCUGAAGUUCCCUCUUCUAUUUGCCUUCACUGAGUUUAGGCCUCUUGAUCGCCACAUCCCAAAGAAUCACCCAUCAAAUUCAGUAAAACCAUCUAUCUCUCUUAAAACCCCUCGAUUUCCACGCCAAUUGAAAGCCAGAACUACUCCCAUGGAAGCCGAACAAAGUGGAACUGCAAUCAACCCCAGCUCAAAUGCAUCCAUGAAGCUCUUGUUUGUGGAGAUGGGUGUUGGCUAUGAUCAACAUGGGCAAGAUAUUACUGCUGCGGCAAUGCGUGCAUGCAGGGAUGCCAUCUCCUCAAAUUCAAUUCCUGCAUUUCGUAGAGGGUCCAUACCUGGGGUCACAUUUGGCCAAAUGAAACUACAGAUCAAACUGGGGGUCCCACAUUCCCUGCAACAAUCAUUGGAUAUCGAGAGGGUGAAGUCUGUCUUCCCUUAUGGGAAAAUAGUGAAAUUUGAAGUUGUUGAUGGUGGAAUGAUAUGCUCAAGUGGUGUGUACGUUGAAGAAAUGGGAGACAAGAAUGAUGACUGUUACAUUGUGAAUGCUGCAGUAUAUGUUGGCUACUAGCUUUUGUUACCUCUGUAAGUGCUUUCCAAGAUAAGUUUACACUCAGAUGAGAUCUGAAAACCGAACUCGGGUUUCUCAGGUCAAUGUUGUAAAUGAUGAAGGACCCUUGAGGGAGAUGGUGGCUGAUGCUGCUUCUCCACAUGUUUGUGGAAACUGCUGUGUCGUAUUUUUGGCAGAAAUGAGAGAAGUUUCACGGUUUGCAUCAGAUGCUGUCUCAGCUCUUGCUUCUUUAUGGGUGAAUGACCUUUUUGAUCUACCCAUUGCUUUAAUUUUGUUGCCAAAAAAACAAAAAAAAAAACCAGUAACAAAAAAUGUAUUGCCUUAAAAACUUGUUGUGGUACAAUAACUGUCACUGCAACCAUGUUUGAUGUCAUCAUAUAUUCAGCCUUUUGUCUUUGGCUUC
Molecule: messenger RNA, 1034 nt
Organism: Populus euphratica (Euphrates poplar)
Lineage: Eukaryota; Viridiplantae; Streptophyta; Magnoliopsida; Malpighiales; Salicaceae
Product: 50S ribosomal protein L34
Exons: 5
Coding region: 53-631 (192 amino acids)
Source: RefSeq, a predicted model, not a curated record